Messenger RNA from Nematolebias whitei (Rio pearlfish), 2109 nucleotides. It is a transcript of the gene mpeg1.1, whose product is annotated as macrophage expressed 1, tandem duplicate 1. Bases 1 to 2109 code for a protein of 702 amino acids. Gene Ontology annotation, biological process: defense response to bacterium. The transcript is spliced from 2 exons. The record is from RefSeq and is a predicted model, not a curated record. Lineage: Eukaryota; Metazoa; Chordata; Actinopteri; Cyprinodontiformes; Rivulidae.
AUGAAGACAGCGCAGACACUCCUGGUUGCUCUUUCUUUCAUUCAAACCUGCUCUUCAGCUCCUCUGAGCCGACCCUCCAACUGGCUCAGACAAUGCAGAGCAUCCACCAACCUCUCCAUCACAGCACUGGAAGUGCUGCCAGGUGGAGGCUGGGACAAUCUCCGGAACGUGGACGUGGGUCGAGUCAUGAACCUCAGCUACUUCCAGUGUCAAACCACUGAAGAUGGGCUCUACCUCAUUCCAGAUGAAGUGUUUGUCAUCCCUCAGAAGCAGACUGGAGUAGAGACCAACUCAGAGAUAAUCGACUCCUGGCUGGAGCAGAAAAGCACCACUUCUUACUCCAUAAAUGCAGAUAUUUCCUUCUACUCAGUGCUGAAUGCCAAAUUUUCUGCCGAGAACACGAGAAUGAAAUCUCAUCAGGUCAAAGACUCUUCAAAAACAGCAAGAGUGCAGGUCCGUAACUUCCUCUACACGGUUAAGGCCUACCCAGACUUCACACUGGAUUCACGAUUUGCACAACAAGCUAAAGAUAUUGCUGAUGCCAUUGAAAACAAUCAGACGAGGAACGCAGAGUAUCUCUCGGAGAAGAUGGUUCUGGAUUACGGAACUCAUGUCAUCACUAGUGUCGAUGCUGGGGCUUCUUUGGUGCAGGAAGACUACCUUAGUUCUUCAUAUGUGUCAGACAGUGCCUCAGACAGUUCAACCGUUAAGGCACAAGCUGGACUAAACUUUUUUGACAAAAUCAAAUUUGACAUAAGCAGUCAAAAUACUCAGCAGAGCUCAUCACUUCAGACAUAUCAGUCCAACAUUCAGUAUUCACUCAUUCAAAGUCAUGGAGGCUUACCUUUUUAUCCUGGCAUCACUUUACAGAAGUGGCAAGAAAGUACCAGAAAUAAUCUGGUUGCUAUCGACCGUUCAGGAUUUCCCCUCCACUACUUUAUAAACAAAAACACAAUCCCUGAUUUGCCAGAACCUACUGUAGGCAAAGUGUCUCUUAGUGUGAACAAGGCUAUAGAUAGGUACUACAAGAUCAACACUCGUCCUGGGUGUGUUGAUGUCAGUUCAAAGAAUUUCAACUUUCAGGCCAACGUUGAUGACAAUUCCUGUGAGGGACCAGCCACAAACCUUAGUUUUGGUGGCAUCUACCAAGAGUGUGUCAAGCUCACCGCAGAUGCAGAUCCACUUUGUGAUGCACUGGCCCAGAAAAAUCUAGACACCGGUGACUUCUCCUGUCGUGCACCUUACUCCCCAACUUUACUGAGGUCAGAAGUGAGACAGGAGAGUUACAGUACAUAUGACUGCCACACUGAAAAAUACUCAUGUGGCGUCUUCGGACUAUUCAGAUGUCACAGACAAAAUUGUCAAAACACAUAUCAUGUUCGCUCAGCUCGUAUCAACACCUUCUGGUGCUCCGUGAAUGGAAAAGCUCCUGAUAAUUCAGGCUAUCUGUUUGGAGGCAUCUACAGCCCCUCUCUCUUGAACCCCAUCACCAAAGCAAAAAGCUGUCCAUCAGACUUCAUUCCAGUGAAGUUCCUAUCAGAUGGUCAAAUGAUCUGUGUGAGUAAGGACUAUGAGGUUGGCAGCAGAAGCUCAGUACUGUUUGGAGGUCUUUUUAGCUGUGAGUCUGGCAACCCACUGGCUAAGAACCAAAAAAGAUGCCCUCCAAAGUUCAGUCAGCACCUUGCUACAGUUAGUGACGGCUGUGAAAUUCUUUACUGUGUUCAAUCUGGAUUGUUCACAGGGGGCGAGCUCCUUCCAAUCCACCUCCCUCCGUUUACUAAUUCCCCUCUUAUUAACAUGCAGGCCACUAACACAGUGAUGGUGCUGACUGAAGGAGAAAACAGCUGGGUCCGAAUGGGGCAGACUAAAGCAUGGAAACUUGCCAAACCAGAAGAAAUUAAGCAACUUGUUCUAAAUUUCAACCCAGAAUUGAAUCAAAUGUCAAGUGGGGAAAAAGCAGGUGUAGCAUUUGGUGUGAUUGGGUUGAUGGUACUGGUGGUCAUUUUAGCAGUGAUCCUGGUUAAAAGGAGGAGCUCCAGAUUUAGGCCAAGUGGCUAUGUGGAAAUACGUGAGGAUAGUGAGAGAGAAACCCAGCAAGAAGAAGCCUGA